UGUUUACAUUAAUUUUUGCAGCGCAAAGAGACAAAGAAAUGAUAAUAUACUUAACUUUGUAUCAUUUACAUGUUUCUGGCUUACAAUAUUUCUGCAAUAGGCCUACAUUUAAAAAUUGCGAUGUGUAUUUGUUUAUAUUCUUGCACAAAACCGAAUAACUUUUUAUAGUUUUAUUUUACGACUAACGCGUCUGCAACCGCAGAUGAGCUAUGCGAAUAUAUUGUACAAAAUGCAUCUUUAAUGUAGAUUUCUCAAUAAAGUACCACGAAAUGUUGAUUCUUACAUAAUGAAAAUAAAAGAGUAAAGGGGAUAAGAAUUCUAAAAAUAUAUUAAUUGUGCAUCGAUUUCCUGUUGUCGGUGUGUUAAAUGCGAAUCCGUAUUUGUUUUGUCCUUCAGACGUGGCACAGCGAACGGCAAGUUGUUACAAACAUUUUCUCAGUUAUAUGCAACUGAGCUUUAUUUAUACCUUAUUUACAAUCUGCGAUUCAGCAGUCAAUGGAUAUUGAUUUCAAAAGGAGCUUAAAGGUAAUUCGCAGGUAAUGUAUAGGCUGAACACAGUCCGGGAUCCGUGCCAUACCCUUUCUUUACCUCGGCUGCCUCAUCCUCCUUCUUCAUAAUUUAAGCAUGAAAAAACAUUUUUUUCUUGUAAAUAACGAAGGCAAAAUACUUAAGUACGCAAGUGGUUUAGUUUUGGUAUUAUGUGUUCAUUAAUAAUUAUUUAAACGUUAGAUCCAACUAUGGAUAAUGUAUGCUGUAAAACAUCAUCAUGUUAAAAGUAAAAUAGGUAUAUCUCUACGUAUUUCACUGUACAUGUUCCUGUCUUUAAGUGAAUUCGGCUUUAUUCAAAAUGCAAGGGUUACUUUCAGGAAAAUAUAAACCCCCCCAAAUUUUUUUUUCCGUUUUCCUUCCUACUCCGCUCUUUCAAUUGGAGGAAAGUGAUCAGCUGACACUGUCAAAUUGUCCAUCUUGGAGCGAAGCCCUUACUAUAACAUUCGGGCAGUGAAUCUUUGCUGUAGCCCUGAAAUAAAAACCAAAAAGGAAUCGUAAAACGGGCGUCAACAGAAACAGCCAGAGUAAGAUAAACAAACAGAGAAAGGAAGUGAGAGUCAAAGGUAACGAAAAAGGGUGUGAACGUGGGAGAGAGGGAGCGAGGUGAGGUAUGAAUUCGUAUUUCGCGAACCCGUCGCUCCCAUGCCAUUUAGCUGGUGGUCAAGAAGUCAUACCUAACGUGCCCUUAAAUUCGACCACCUAUGACCCCGUCAGACAUUUCUCGUCAUAUGGGGCUGCCGUGGCCCAAAACAGGAUAUACUCUUCUCCUUUUUAUUCGCCUCAAGACAACGUUGUAUUUGGAUCAAGUCGGGGAGCGUACGAAUAUGGAUCCAACAUGUUCUACCAGGAGAAGGAUGUGCUUCCCAGCUGCGGGCAGACCGGCGUGGGGCUGAACACACAGGGACAAGACUGCAGCUUAGAACAAGUCCGCGCGGCAGCACAGGAACAGAAAGGAAAUAUCCAAAUAUAUCCAUGGAUGCAGAGAAUGAACUCGCACAGUGGCGUCGGGUACGGGUCAGACAGGCGACGAGGGCGUCAGAUUUACUCUCGUUAUCAAACUCUAGAACUUGAGAAGGAAUUCCACUUCAAUCGAUACCUAACCAGGCGCCGGCGUAUUGAAAUCGCCAACGCUCUUUGUCUAACAGAAAGGCAGAUCAAAAUCUGGUUUCAAAAUCGCCGCAUGAAAUGGAAGAAAGAGAGUAACCUAAGCUCUACUCUAACGAGUAGCAUAUCAGCUGGGGUGUCCCAGGAAACAGAGAAAGAAGACAUUGAAGAGGAGGCAGAUGACGCGAAGAAGAAGGACUGAAACCCGGAUCUUCGUAUUCCACGUAUCGGUUAAUGUAGCUGUAACUGAACUCGCUAAGACAAAAUUUUUGGUACAUACAUAACUUGUAACUGCAUGGACGUUGUAUGCAUAUAUAUGACCCUUUGAGUUUUCUCUUCGUCAUCCACUCUCUCGCUGUCUCUCUCUGAUCCCACAAGCUCUCACACGCAUUUGCACUUAUAUUCAAUUCUGAUAAAAUAUGCCUUGAAAAAAACCCUCCUACUGUGGAAAUAAUUCUACUGCUGACUACUUCACAUGUUUUCACGUGUAUUUUAGUAAAAAUCUUUCUUUUUAUUUUACUCAACUACAAUGGCGCUGUCGCUCCAACGUGUCUGUAAAUAAAUGUCCUUGUGUCUGUCAAUAGGUUUGUAUUUCUGAUGAAAAUCCAUCGUGUGUAAAAACACACGCAUGGUCAUUCCGAGAAUGAAGGCGUGAAUGCUUUACAUUUCCUGUGAAACACGAGUAAUUUCAUGUUUUCGUAUAUUGUGUUAACAAUGCAGUUUGUUCAAAUGUUGAAAAGUUUGUCACGGGACGGUCUAUACUACCUGAACUGUACAUAUGUCUGUAUAUAUGAAACACACGCCCCACCCGUGAGUUAGACCAUAUUAUUCAGGUUCUCUUAAGACGUUAAUUAUGCUGUACUGAGUUAAAAUGUGAUACAGUACAAUAUCGCACUCUUACUAAUGCCAAAAUUUAGAAAUAAAACUACCUUUAUUAUUAGAAAUUUAAAUUAUAAUCUUAUGGUGUUAUUCAGUAUUAAUAAAACCAUUAGAAUCCCAGCGAUUGUCCGGUGGUGUACCUUUGUAUAAAUGCAAGAAAGGGAAAUAGGUCUACAGCGCAUUAUUACAUUCUAUGCAAAAUAUUUAUAUUUGCACAAAUUUAUUUUAUGGAGUAAUCAUGACAAUUACAACGAUAACAACAGUCAUAUGUCGUAAAGACAACACAUAUCGUGUUUUAAAACUUACACACAGUUCAAAAUAAAGUAGGCCUAUUGAAGCAUAAAUUAAUAAAACCUAGCAUGAAGACAUAUUUUAAAGAUAAUUAACAAGGAACUUUGAGCGUAAAAUAAAAUUAAACGGAUGAUAUCGGUAACAAACGUAUGAUUUGGGUGUAUUAACAAUGCUUUAAAAAGUACAUCGCUAAGGGGCAAUUCACUAGAUGUUGUGUCUGGGUGUUAGAACAGUUCGACGAUAUGCAAAGGUUUAUCAUCACGUUUUAAUAAAAAAAAUAAUUUUCUUUCCUAGUAGCCUAUAUUCGGAUCAAUAAAAACAUGAAAACAAUAAA
Molecule: messenger RNA, 3157 nt
Organism: Paramormyrops kingsleyae
Lineage: Eukaryota; Metazoa; Chordata; Actinopteri; Osteoglossiformes; Mormyridae
Gene: hoxc6a
Product: homeobox C6a
Biological process (GO): anterior/posterior pattern specification; regulation of transcription by RNA polymerase II
Cellular component (GO): nucleus
Molecular function (GO): RNA polymerase II cis-regulatory region sequence-specific DNA binding; DNA-binding transcription factor activity, RNA polymerase II-specific
Source: RefSeq, a predicted model, not a curated record